AGCGCAUGCGCCCUGCCCGAGGACUGGCAGGGAGACGGCAAUAUGGCGAGAAUGCCUGGCAGCGGCGGCGGCGGCGGAGAGUGGAGCGGCGGCGGCGGAGGGGGCGGCGGACGCGGCGGAGGCGGCGGGAACAAUGCGGGGGACCGGCCGUCCGGCCGCGGCGUCGCCCCCCGCCCGCACCGCUACUGCAGCGCCGGCGAGGAGGAGGAGGGCGAGGAGGAGGAUGAGAUCCAGGAGGUGCAGAUAACGGGGGACGAGGAGGAGGACGGAGCCGAUGGGGGGCUGCUGCUGGACGAGGAGGAGGAGGAAGAGGAGAUGGGUCUGGAGUGGGACGGCGAGGAGGAGACGGAGCCGCUGCCGCCCGCCCCGGGCCGUACGCCGGGCGGCGGCAGCAGCGGCGUCGGGGCUGCCCCGGGGGGCGCCGCGGCGGCUGCCCCGGGGGGCGGCGGCGGCGGCGGCCCCGGGGCGGCGGCGGAGGACGCGGAGCUGGAGGCGGCCCUGCUGCUGCAGCGGCCGGAGCGGGCGCGGCUGAGCGAGAACACGCGGCUGGCCACCCGCUACGCCGUGCGCAUCUUCCGCGAGUACCUGAGCGAGAAGGCGCAGAGCCCCGACUUCGAGACCAUGGACAAGGGGGCGCUCUGCCGGGUGCUGCGCUCCUUCUACGCCGAGGCGCGCUCCAAGAGCGGGCAGCUCUACUCCAAGUCCUCCCUCAUCAGCAUCCGCAGCUCCCUCAACCGCUACCUCAACGAGCCGCCCUACUGCCGCACCCUCGACCUCACCAAGGACCCCGAGCUCCGCGCCGCCAACCUCACCCUGGCCGCUGUCAUCCGCAAGCUGGAGGAGCAGGGCGCGGGGCCCGUGGUGCAGAAGCAGGCCAUCACCCGCGCCGACCUCCGCAAGCUCUACACGUGCAGCGUGUUCAGCACCCAGAGCCCCUUCGGGCUCCUCAACAAGGUCUGGUUUGAGACCUGCAUGUACUUCUGCACCCGGGGCCGGGAGAACCAGCGGGAGCUGGAGGAGGACUCGUUCGGGCUGGCUGUGGAUGAGGACGGACGCAAGUUCGUCUACUUCAAGGCGCUGGGGCCCUACCACAAGUCGCGCUCGUCCUCCUGGAGCAAGAAGCGGGCGGAGAGCAGCGACGAGGAGAACCUGCCUCGUAUGUACGAGACUGGCACAGAGUUCUGCCCCUAUGCCAGCUUUGUCAAGUACCUCUCCAAGCGCAACCCCCUCUGCAAGGCCUUCUUCCAGCGCCCGCGGGACCACUGCAGCGAGGGUGACAUCACCUGGUACGAGAACAAGGCCAUCGGGAAGAACCUCCUGGGUACCCGCAUGCAGAUGCUCUCCAAGGCGGCCAAGCUCUCCAAGACCUACACCAACCACUGCAUUGGUGCCGUCUCCAUUGCCACCCUCAACAGUAUCGCUGGCAUUGGCACCAAGCUGGGAGGACUGCAGCCACCCCACCACCACCACCCCCCUCCCCACCACCACCACCUCCUCCACCACCCCGCUGGCGGGGGCUGCUACACCCCUGCCGCCCUCAAUGGUGGACCUCGGCCGCGGCCGCCCGCUGCCAACCCCUACGUGCUGCCCAAAGACGGUGACGCUGCGCCGGUGAAAGCAGAGGCGGCCGCAGUGGCCCCGGCCAAGCGGGCGCUCUACGAGGCCGUGUUCCCGGCAGGGGCUGCGGCCGGCGGCGAUGCUUGUGGGCCCUCUGCCUCCCCAAAAAGACUCUGCCGCCGCCCCGCUGAGCCCCUGGAUGCCGCUGCGCCCGCCGUGGUGGUGGUCUCAGUGAAACAUGACCCCUUGCCUCACCUCCUCCCCGAAGCAAAUGGGCACAGAAGCACCACCUCACCCACAGUAGUUUCACCUGCUAUUGUUUCCCCCACACAGGACAGUCGGCCCAAUAUGUCAAGACCUCUGAUCACUAGAUCCCCUGCAUCUCCAUUGAACAAUCAAGGCAUCCCCACUCCAGCACAGCUCACAAAGUCCAACGCACCAGUUCACAUUGAUGUGGGUGGGCACAUGUAUACCAGCAGCUUGGCCACGCUUACAAAAUAUCCCGAUUCCAGAAUUGGCCGGCUUUUCGAUGGCACAGAGCCCAUUGUCCUCGACAGUCUCAAGCAGCAUUAUUUCAUCGACAGAGAUGGGCAGAUGUUCAGAUAUAUCUUGAAUUUCUUAAGGACAUCAAAACUCCUCAUUCCUGACGAUUUCAAGGACUACAGCUUGUUAUAUGAAGAAGCAAAGUAUUUCCAGCUUCAGCCCAUGCUAGGAGAGAUGGAACGGUGGAAACAGGACCGGGAGAGUGGCCGCUUCUCCAAGUCUUGCGAGUGCCUGGUGGUGCGAGUUGCCCCAGAUCUCGGCGAGAGGAUUACCCUGAGUGGAGAUAAGUCCUUGAUAGAGGAGGUGUUCCCGGAGAUCGGGGAUGUGAUGUGUAAUUCUGUCAACGCCGGCUGGAACCACGACUCUACACACGUCAUCCGAUUCCCGCUGAACGGAUACUGUCACCUCAACUCAGUUCAGGUACUUGAGAGGUUACAGCAAAGAGGGUUUGAGAUUGUUGGCUCAUGUGGAGGUGGGGUGGACUCUUCCCAAUUCAGUGAAUACGUACUGAGACGAGAACUCAGAAGGACAUCUCGUGCACCCUCUGUCAUUCGAAUAAAGCAAGAGCCUCUGGACUAAAAUGGACAUGUUUCUUUAUGCAAAAAAAAAAAAAAAAGGAAAACAAA
Molecule: messenger RNA, 2726 nt
Organism: Passer domesticus (house sparrow)
Lineage: Eukaryota; Metazoa; Chordata; Aves; Passeriformes; Passeridae
Gene: KCTD1
Product: potassium channel tetramerization domain containing 1
Exons: 5
Coding region: 43-2679 (878 amino acids)
Biological process (GO): protein homooligomerization; negative regulation of DNA-templated transcription
Cellular component (GO): nucleus
Molecular function (GO): transcription corepressor activity; transcription factor binding
Source: RefSeq, a predicted model, not a curated record